Fusarium subglutinans is the source of this 1188-nucleotide messenger RNA. RefSeq lists its product as uncharacterized. The record is from RefSeq and is a predicted model, not a curated record. The transcript has a single exon. Lineage: Eukaryota; Fungi; Ascomycota; Sordariomycetes; Hypocreales; Nectriaceae. The coding region runs from base 1 to 1188 and encodes 395 amino acids.
AUGCCAAAGAACAGGCCAUCCAAAGAAAAGCGAGACCAAGCAAAAGCAGACGAAAGACGUACAUCAAGAAUAGAUAAAGAAACGAGGGAAGAUGAACGCGCGAAAGCAGUCGCUGAGGACGAUUCCCUCGACUUUGCUGCGAAGGUUGUUCGUUUAGCUGAGAUCAGAAAUUGGUUCUGCGCAGAUACAACUGUUGUUGAUCAAUACAUGUCAAGCGACCUUUCAACAGCUGAGGCAGUCGACAUUCUGGCAGAGCCAAUAGACGAGGCAUACUCAACUGCAAACGCAGGCACAGAAUAUUUUCGACAAGAGAGGGUCGCUCGAAUACAACGAAAGUAUCAUAGUCCGGAGAAGGCACUCGAGCUUUGGGGACCUGAGCAAGAUUGGCCUGAACCAGAAGAUGAGCGAGAUCACUCUGGAAACGCUGAGAUGCUUCUUUGGAACCUUUGGUACUCUAUUAUUCACACAGCAAAGAAAGUUCCCUUCACCGACGAGACUCGACAGCACAAACUAGUUGAUCUACUCAGAGCACUCAAAGCCCGACCAAAUCCCCCAGAACCAGUACCAAUGACGAUUCCGCUGAAAAGAAGUUGGAUCUGGGAGCUCGGCACCGUUUGGAGCGACCUGAUUAUUCUGGGCACCUCAAUUGCCGAAGUGAGGGAUGACUCUUGUGGAUGCGGAGCUGGUUGGACAUGGCCAGAGCAACACGCAGAGCAGAACCUGAACGCGUUCUAUGCUCGACUGACUGCCAGCGGAGUAGCAAACAUACACGUCCAAGGAGAAAUUUGUGCUGUUGACGCGCUAGAAAAAGCCCCGACGCCAUGGUAUCGCCGUGUAUCACCACCGGCAGACCAUGAGAUUCUCAGUCACUACGUUACUUGCGCGUCGCUAUGGACCAUCAUUGCUGGCAAGGAGGUUUAUGCUAGGCAUCCGCAUACCAGAGAUGAAAGAGAUAUUGAGGUGGUGAAUAGGAUAUUGGACUUGAGGGAUAAUGAGCUUCCGUGGAACAGAUCACGGAAGAGGUAUAAAGGUCGGGGGAGAUGGGAGACGGCAAGGAGAGAAUUUGCACGCAGGAGGUUUGAGGCUGAGUCUCAGAACGAGGAGUUGUCACUAGAAGUUCGGGAAUUGGCUGGACGAGCUGCAAAGGCAAUGAGUGGAAUUGUCUGGCAAAAGCAAGAGGAUGAGUAA